UGGACCACCACCACAAUCAAUCGGUAUUUGGCUGUGUUUUGUUUUUUACUGUUCAUUGAGAAAAUAAUUUGCCAUCAUCAAAUGCAAAUGGAACGGUGACAUAAAUGUGUUGCACAAACCAAAACGUGGCUGUAUAGACGAACGCGCGCGCCGAGUGUAGCUGAACACACAGUAGAAUAGUGUAGAAAUUGCAGCCUGGCCAGAAAGCAUGAGCUGAAACUGGACAAGCACACCAACACCAACACACACACACACACACACACAGUCAGCGAGACAGCGAGACACACAAAAAAGAUAAUUUUUGUCAAGGCAACGCUGUGUGCAACGCAGGGGCAAAUAAACUUUAAAUAAGGUGACAAUUUCGACGGCGACAAAGACAAUAACGACGCGUGCAUGAAACUUAAUUGAUGGUCUGCCAACGUCCGCGUGCUGAUUGUCACCUUGCGAUUCCAGCGGAGUCACGUGUAUGUAUGUGUAUGCGUGUGCCUGUAUGCACAUGCAUAGUUAUCGUUGUAUGUGUUGUAUGCUAACUCGAAAGUGCAAGCAAGCAAUGCAACAACAACAACAAUAUUAACAGCUACAAUAACGGAAGCAUUGGCAAGCCUUGCCAGACCCAUCCACGCAGCAGCAGCAGCAUCACGGCGUCCCAGCAGCAGCAGCAGGCGCACACACACCAACACAAUAACGACUACAACAACAACAACAGCAAUAUGAGCACAGUGUUUAUUAACUCGCGCAAAAGCCCAAAUGUGCUCAAGAAACAGGGCACAGACCAAUGGGUCAAGCUGAAUGUGGGUGGGACAUAUUUUCUAACCACCAAAACGACGCUUUCCCGUGACCCCAAUUCGUUUUUGUCGCGUCUUAUACAAGAGGACUGUGAUUUGAUAUCAGAUCGGGAUGAGACGGGCGCCUAUUUAAUUGACAGAGAUCCCAAGUACUUUGCGCCGGUUUUAAAUUAUCUGCGCCAUGGCAAGCUCGUGCUGGACGGCGGCGUCUCCGCGGAGGGUGUGCUCGAGGAGGCCGAGUUCUACAAUGUGACGCAGCUAAUCGCGCAGCUGAAGGAGUCCAUCAGCCACAGAGACCAGCGACCGCAUGCUGACAAGAAGCGCGUCUAUCGUGUGCUGCAGUGCCGCGAACAGGAACUGACGCAGAUGAUCUCAACUCUGUCGGAUGGCUGGCGUUUCGAGCAGCUGAUUAGCGUCGGCAUGCAAUACUCCAACUAUGGCCCGUUCGAGAACAACGAGUUCCUCUGCGUCGUCUCCAAGGAGUGCGGCUCCACAGCCGGCCGCGAACUCGAGCUCAACGAUCGCGCCAAGGUCCUGCAGCAGAAGGGAUCGCGAAUUCUUGGAAUUUAAGAAAUGCUUAUAGAGCGUGUGUAUGCCAUCCAAAAACAAAAGCAAAAGCAAAAAGUAACUCCCAUCAUCCAACACCAAGCUUAAAUAAUAAUACACCACAAUCAAGCACAACAUCAUGAACAACAACAAAAAGCCAGCAAAACAGCGACAAACAACAACAGCAAAAAGAAAAAACAAUUAAACAAAAAAAAAAACAAA
Molecule: messenger RNA, 1553 nt
Organism: Drosophila montana
Lineage: Eukaryota; Metazoa; Arthropoda; Insecta; Diptera; Drosophilidae
Gene: inc
Product: BTB/POZ domain-containing protein inc
Exons: 5
Coding region: 711-1355 (214 amino acids)
Biological process (GO): protein homooligomerization; proteasome-mediated ubiquitin-dependent protein catabolic process
Cellular component (GO): cytoplasm; Cul3-RING ubiquitin ligase complex
Molecular function (GO): cullin family protein binding
Source: RefSeq, a predicted model, not a curated record